Molecule: messenger RNA, 3795 nt
Organism: Wasmannia auropunctata (little fire ant)
Lineage: Eukaryota; Metazoa; Arthropoda; Insecta; Hymenoptera; Formicidae
Gene: ScpX
Product: non-specific lipid-transfer protein
Exons: 3
Coding region: 1000-2622 (540 amino acids)
Molecular function (GO): acyltransferase activity, transferring groups other than amino-acyl groups
Source: RefSeq, a predicted model, not a curated record
GGAAUGAGAGAGAAAGUUUACAUGGGAAAUCAUUUCAUUUUCUAUUCCAUCAAUCUCAGCUCAAAUAGUUUUCAAGCAAAAAAUAAAUGUAGUUAAAAAGAAGAGAUGUUACAUCAAAUCGAUUUGUUAAUUUACAUAAAUUAAUUCGCCUCGGGAAUUGAUGCCUCUUUGGAAACUGUAUGUAUAUUUAGAAAUUUUUUCCAUUAAAAAUCCUAUUUAAUAUUACAUGUCUUAUUAUAUAAUUUCAUACUAAAAACACAUAAUAAACGCUCAUUCUUCUAUUCACGUUCGCUCGCAUGCAUAAAACAGUGCAGAAAAUCGACAGAUUUGCAAGGGAAAUUAGAUAUAACAUUAUUCUUAACAGUUGAAGUUCAUAUAAAUAUUAAUCUUUCUUACAAAAAGUGAUUGUUUUGCGCAUCCAAUUGUUAAACAUUUAUAACAAAUUUACGUGGCGUAUAUAUUAGUAAUCGUUACAUUAAGAAUUCAUAUACGUGGAAAAAAUUGACUAGAAACUGAUAGAAACAUUUUCCGCGGUCGGGAUCGGCUCGAUUACAUGUCAGCUGUAAUUAACUCCUCGCGCGAAGCGUAUUAUUUUCACCGGAGGCGUCGAUCUAGGUCGUCGUACGCGCCGUGGUGAGAUGUGAGACGUGAUCGACAGCGAUCGUCGCUCGUCACUCGUUAAUCGUUAUCGCGACUUGGGAACUGCCGGGGACCUCCUGGAAAUCGCCUUGUCAUUGCUGUUUCUCAAUUCUUCGCCGAGAUAUAUGGAGGAUUAAAGUCCAACGGACGGAGUACACUUCGAUCGACUAUAAAUCUCGGCGCAGUCCCGCAGCAGCAUCGUUACGUGCGUCGUCACUUUUUUUUCCCUCUUUCUCCGUUUCUCCCGCUUUCGCAGCCUCCACGUCCGACACGCUGCAACACGCGAGGAAGUCUCUGAGGUCUCUCGCGACGAAAAUUUCCCAGUGUUUUCCACGCUCGGAAGAGACACGUACCGCCAAGAUGGUUUACAAGCCGAGGGUCUACGUGAUCGGCGUUGGGAUGACGAAGUUCGAGAAACCCGGCCGCCGGGAGGACUUUGACUAUCCGCAAAUGGCGAAGGAGGCGGUGACCAAGGCCCUACAGGAUGCGCGCGUACCCUACAAGAGCGUGCAGGCCGUCUGCGUCGGGUACGUGUACGGUGACUCGACCUGCGGCCAAAGGGCCGUCUACGAGGUCGGGCUCACCGGAUGUCCCAUUUACAACGUCAACAACAACUGCUCCACCGGCUCCACCGCCCUCUUCCUCGGCAAGCAGAUCGUCGAGAGCGGCAACGCGGAAUGCGUUCUAGCGCUCGGCUUCGAGAAGAUGGAGCGCGGCUCUCUGGCGCCCAAGUUUACAGACCGCACGAAUCCCAUGGACAAGCACGUCGAGCUCAUGAUCGACAUCGCAGGCUUCAGCGAGAGUCCCGUCACCGCUCAGAUGUUCGGCAAUGCCGGGAUCGAGCAUAUGAAGAAAUACGGUACCAAGCCCGAGCAUUUCGCGAAAAUCGCGUAUAAGAACCAUCUGCAUUCCACGAACAACCCGUACUCUCAGUUCCAAGAGAAAUACACCUUCCAGCAAAUAAUGAGCUCUCCCAAGGUAUUUGGACCGUUGACAAAGCUCCAGUGUUGUCCCACCUCCGACGGCGGGGCAGCUGUCGUUCUGGCUAACGAGGACUUCGUUCGUAAGCAUCACCUGGAAUCGCAGGCCGUCGAAAUCCUGGCUAUGGAAAUGUCCACCGACCUGUCCUCGACGUUUAACACUCAAUCGUGCAUGAAUAUCGUCGGGUAUGACAUGACGAGAAACGCGGCCGAGAAAGUUUUCGCGUCGAGCAACUAUAGGCCGAUCGACGUGGAUGUGGUGGAGCUGCAUGACUGCUUCUCCGUAAACGAAUUGCUCACUUACGAAGCCCUGGGACUGUGUGCUCCAGGUCAGGGUGGCAGGAUGGUCGACGCCGGGGAUAACACAUAUGGCGGCAAGUAUGUUGUGAAUCCGAGCGGCGGUCUGAUCUCGAAGGGGCACCCUCUGGGUGCCACGGGAUUGGCGCAGUGCGCCGAACUUACCUGGCAACUUCGCGGCGAGGCCGGCAAGAGACAGGUGCCGGGCGCGAAAUUGGCGCUUCAGCACAACAUAGGUCUGGGCGGCGCGGUUGUCAUAGGUCUCUAUCGCUUGGGUUUCCCGAGGCAGGAGGUAGUCAGGAAACACGUGAGCGUUGCCGCCGAUUCAAGUAUUUUCCAAGCGGACAUGCUGUUCAAGACGCUGGCAAUCGCGAUGGAGGAAGACGAGGAUAAUCUAAUUGACAGAAUGCGCGGGGUUUACGGAUUUAAAGUCACAAAUGGCCCCGGCGGUGCCGAGGGAUACUGGAUUGUGGACGCAAAAACGGGCAAGGGCAAAGUCGAGUACAACGGCAAAACCAAGCCUGACGUAACGUUCACGAUCAGCGACACCGAUAUUGUCGAUUUCAUUUCUGGAAAAUUAAAUCCGCAGAAGGCUUUCUUCCAAGGGAAGGUUAAGAUUCAGGGGAACAUGGGGCUUGCCAUGAAAUUGCCAGAUUUGCAGAAACGCGCCGCCAAAAAGAUCGAGCUGCUUCGCGCAAGAUUGUAAGAUGUUCAAAGUGCGAAAUUUACACACAAAACAAAAACGCGGUUUUGUCUCUUUUUCGCACGCUUUAUCUUCUCUUUGUCUAUCUGGCUAUCAAAAAUUGCGUUAUCGACAGUUUCAUAAUUAUGAUACGUAAUCUAAUGUGUUAUGAGAUUCGAAUUCCAGAUAAAGCUUUAGUCGGAGUAAACAGACGAUAAAAACAGCCUUGUAUAUAUUGAUAAUGCAAAAAGUUAUUCUUAUAUAAAAUUAAUUGAUAAUAAAAUUAUUUCAUGUUAUAUUCUCGCGGAUGAUGUCGUAUGCGGUAGUCUUGAUUCUUUAUGCGUACAAAUAUAAUCUCGGAAAUGAUAUACAGAACAAAAUAAAAAAGUUUCGCAAUGUCAUGAUACAUGUAAAAAAUCAAGAUAAUAGUAAAGUACUGUGCAAAUUUAUACAUAUUUAUAAUUAUACUUUUGAAAAACUUAACCGAUGUUUAUCUUCAUUUAAACAUUAAUCUCUGUAGAAAACGAAAACAGUUGUACGCAAGUGAAAAAAAGUACUCAACAAUGUAUAAGUCUUCUAUUAAUACAAAUGAUAUUUUUUCGCGGGACAUGUGAUAUAAACAUUGUUUUUUGAAUGGUCUGUAUAAUAUGCAUCUAUACUUAAAAAUGCAAAAUAUAACAAUUUAUAUAUAUACAUAAAUAUAUAUAAUAAAUAAUCUCAACAGCUCAUCAUUUAGCUGUGGUAAAUAGUAGUAAAAUGUUCUCAAUUGAAUCCAGAGCAAUUACAUGCGUAUAUCUAGACGCGAAGAUAACGCGUUUUUACAUUCCAAUUAAGCAAUAAGAGCAAUAGUACAUUCGUACUGUAUUCGCAAAAAUCGCGUACUAUGAACUAUAUUUUACAACUUUCGAACUACUCUUGAAUCAGUCGUAUAUUGUUGCAAGGAGUACAAUAUAAUUGCAUUGUCACUCCUUAAGAUGCAAUUAUACGCUGUUACACGAACGCAGUUAUAUAAAUGCAUCAUAAGCAGUAUAAAUGAAUUAUAUUUAUACUUAUAUUAUUUUUUUAUUUUAGAGUUUAUUCUAAACUUUUCAAGGUGUGUUGUGUGAAAUAUGGACAUAACAAAAACAAAAUAUUUGAUUUAUACUCGUAUGCAUAUAUUGAAAACUUAUAAAGAUAUUCACUAUAAUUUUACACAAA